CAGAACCACUUGAUUACUUGAAUCUAAACCUAUGUUUUUUUUACACUCCCACGACAUAUGGUGAUUUUCAUUUUAAUCGAUUCCCUAAAACAGAUUCAUAAUAGUAAUUAACUGCUGAUUGUAUAUUUUCCUUGUCUAAUAUCGAGAUCGUUUUAUCUCAAAGAGGAUUAGCCGAGAUAAGCGUAUUGAUUAAUCAUGAAUUAGUUGAAUUGAUCAUAACUAAUUCCCUUAAAAAACUCCAAUAAAACCCCAAAAAACAAAACAAUAAAACCUAAUUCUUAUCCAUAAUUCCACAAAUAAAAAAACCAUUUACACAGCAAAUCCUAUCCUAUUCAUGUCCAAUUCCUCCCUUGUUUAAAUAUUAAAUGAUUUAUUUUAAUAUUAUUUAAUAUCUUCCCCAAUCGCUACUUCUUCCAAUCCCCAAAUCAGAACAAAAAAAAAAAAAAAGCUUCCCACUUUACACCCAAAAAAAGGAAAAACACGCCAAAGGAAAAUUCUCCGUCCUCAAAAGCGAAUCCGAUUUCCUCUCCACCGGUGGCCGUCAAUCCAUUCCCUCUUUAGCGGAUCAUCAUAUCCUCUGCCGGAUUGGAUCCAAUUCUUAUUCAUUUCCACUUCGCCUGCGGCGGAUUCUCCCUUUCGGUUGUGUGACUUGGAGGUGGUGGUUGUGGUGAUCGGGAAAUUGGGAAGAAGGUUCGCGGGAGAUUUGAGAUUGGCGGGGGGAUAUAAGCUGGAGGAGAUUGACAACCGGACGGCGGAUAUGCAGGUGGAGAAGGUCGGGAGGGAUCCGGCCUGUUCCAUGGGCGUGGAUUGUUUCAUGAGCAUAGCCAGGGCGUUCGGUACGUCGUGCUUCACCGAUGAAGGUUCUCGCGGCGGCGGCAGCGGCUCCCGGCAAUCUUCCGGGAGCAACGCGGAAGCGGCGAGGCGGAGGAAGAAGAGGCAGACGAUGAUGAAGAGGAGUGAUUCGAAGCUGGAGUUGUGGUUGCAUAGGAUCCCGGGGAGGUUGUUCUUGAACAGCUCGUCGGAAUUUGCGUCGCUGUUUACUAAGGCUGGGAAGAAAGGGGUCAAUCAGGAUGCCAUGAUUUUCUGGGAGAAUUUCGGCCCCAAUGAAGACACAAUAUUCUGUGGUGUUUUUGAUGGGCAUGGUCCCAGUGGUCAUCUUGUUGCGAAGAAAGUGAGGGACUCUCUGCCUUUAAAACUGAGAGCACAGUGGGAACUAGAUUGUACCAGCGGUGAGCUUGGCCUUAUGAGUGGUAAUACUGUUGGAAGGAAUGCAUUAGCAGAGUGCUCACUCAUUUCAUUUCAAUCAGAAUCGCCGACGGAAAACCUAGAUAAUGGGAAAAAGGACGUGCAGACAGACAUUUUUUUGACAUUUAAAGACUCAUUUUUGAAGGCCUUCAAGGCUAUGGACAAAGAACUGCAGGUGCAUCCUUAUAUUGAUUGCUACUGCAGUGGGACAACAGCAGUGACUGUGAUCAAGCAGGGGCGGGAUCUUGUUAUUGGCAAUGUUGGCGACUCAAGAGCUGUGUUGGGUACAAGAGAUAAAAACAACUCCCUCUUUGCAGUUCAGUUGACUGAAGAUCUCAAACCUUCUCUCCCAAGAGAAGCAGAGAGGAUCAGAUCAUGCAAAGGACGGGUGUUCGCUCUUCCAAGCGAACCGGAUGUUGCUAGAAUCUGGCUUCCGAACAACAACUCACCUGGUCUGGCUAUGGCCCGUGCUUUUGGUGAUUUCUGCCUGAAGGACUUUGGCUUGAUUGCGGUUCCUGAGAUUUCACACCAUCGUAUCACAGAUGACGAUGAGUUUGUUGUAAUGGCUACUGAUGGUGUAUGGGAUGUUUUGACAAAUGAUGAGGUUGUGGGGAUAGUGGGGUCUGUCCCACAUUCGAGUGCAGCUCAAACAUUGGUUGACUUAGCUCAUCGGGCUUGGAGGACUAAGUAUCCCACAUCAAAAACAGAUGAUUGUGCUGCCGUCUGCCUCUUCCUUGGCUCAUCCAGUGCCAAGAAGGUAUCAACGUCGAUGGACUGAUUACAUACAUCCUCUCUCUUGUCUAGAUAUGAUGAUCAUCAAUAUGCUAGAAAUUGUGGAUAUGAGUUGCCACCUUUUUGAGGCGCUUCCUGAAUUUUUUCAUUUGUUUGUGGUAUCUCUGGCCAUUUUGUCCAGAGAUAUUUCCACCUUGUACUGUAAAUAAGUUUCUCUCAUCUGCUAGCCAAAAGAAGAAAGGAAAACACAAGAGAAUGUGGAGGUAAAGGGUGUUUGGGUUGCUGAGUUUCAGAGGGAUGAAGGGUUCCAUCUAUUUCAGUAAUUUUUUUGGUCAGUCGGGUAGGUGGCAAACCAGUCUAAAUCUUUUUUAUUUGUUUUGUUUUCUAGGACUUGUAGUAGAUUUUGGGAGGGUAAUAAGUCUGUUGUAUGAUC
Molecule: messenger RNA, 2410 nt
Organism: Linum trigynum
Lineage: Eukaryota; Viridiplantae; Streptophyta; Magnoliopsida; Malpighiales; Linaceae
Source: the annotation of a GenBank genome assembly